This is a messenger RNA of Nerophis ophidion (straightnose pipefish), 5561 nucleotides long. RefSeq names its product solute carrier family 22 member 17 (gene slc22a17). The coding region runs from base 469 to 2172 and encodes 567 amino acids. Gene Ontology annotation, molecular function: transmembrane transporter activity. Gene Ontology annotation, biological process: transmembrane transport. The record is from RefSeq and is a predicted model, not a curated record. Lineage: Eukaryota; Metazoa; Chordata; Actinopteri; Syngnathiformes; Syngnathidae. The transcript is spliced from 10 exons. Gene Ontology annotation, cellular component: membrane.
CGAGUAUAGCCGACAUUAGUCGAAGUGUUGUCGCCGCCGGCGGAGGCUCACUAAACACAGCUCUGCAGUUUCCGAGACGCUCUUUGUCCCCCACCGGCUGGAUGACGACACUUUUUUUGUAUCUCACGCCUCUCGCUCACAUUUCGGCUCUGUUGUCGUAUUUUAAGUCGGCACCGAAUCUUGGAAUAAUUAAAAUAAUAAUAAUAAAACAGUAAGAAGGAGAGUCCAGCCCGUCGAGGUUCUUCAUCAUCAUCACCAUUACAGCUGCUGCCAAUGUUAGCUAGCUACUACACAAGUAUAACAUCCUGAUACUGUUGUUUUUACAACACAGUAAUGGCGUUUCCUGUCGGUCUACGACGCAAAACUCCGAGGAGCUUCUCCGCAAUGUUUGGGAGAGACAACGCAGCACAUAAAUAGGAGCAUAGGAGAUUCUAGAGCACUACUACCUCACUACUGUCCACCACCAUCAUGACAUCGCCAGACUCACCCCCUCUGGUGUCCCCCUCCCCAUGCCCUGCUCCUCCUCCGUCUCUCCCUCCCUCUCCAGUGCCGUCCUCCUCUUCCCUACCAGCCCCGCCCUCGCUGCCUCCCACGGGGGAGGUAAUGGUUCUGGCUCUGGGCAGGAAGAAACAGAGGGUCCUGAUUGCUCUGUCCAUCCUGCCCAAUCUCUUCUUGGCUUUUCUGCUGUCUUCUGACCCUCUCAUCACGCUCUCCUCUCCGCACCACUGCCGCCUGCCGGAUUCGGCACCGUCCCCCGAGGUGAUGAACACCUCCCUGCACUGGCCUGGUGAUGGCGGGGGUCUGUCCCAAUGUAAAGAGUACGUCAACGGGAGCCAGUUAGAUGUUGUGGACUGCCAGGCUGGCUGGGAUUACAACAUCACAGAAGGGCUGAGGAACAACAUUGUGACGGAGUGGGAUCUUGUGUGUGCUCGCUACUGGCUGGUCCCCGUGGAGGAGGUGUGCUUCAUCCUGGGGGUACUGACCGGAUGUCUUGGCUUGGGCUUUACUGCUGACAGAAUUGGCCGCUCCAAGACCUUGCUGACAUCGCUCACCUUCUCGGUGGUGUUUGGCGUUUUGGUGUGUGUCUCCCCAUAUCCCUCCAUCUUCAUUGUCAUGCGCUUCUGUCUGGCGGCUUCCAGCGCUGGAGUCUACCUUACCUUGUACAUCUGUCGCCUGGAGCUGUGCGAGCCGUCUUUCAGGCUGAUGGCUACCAUGCUGGCGGGGCUGACAACUUUUGCCGGGGAGCUGCUGCUGCUAGCUGUGGCCCUUGGCUGCCAUUCCUGGAGGGGUCUGCUGGGAGCUGGUGCCGCCCCACUAACGCUCUUCCUCUGCUACGGCAUUCCUGGAGUUUUUCCAGAGUCCCCUCGCUGGCUCCUGCUGUUUGAGCGACACGGUGACAUGAACUCCUUCGGCGAGAGGAGAAACUCAAAUAGAGACGACGAGAGCUUCACAGAGCUGAAUUCAGAAGCGGCACCCUCCUCACGUCCCCGCCUAUCCUUCCCCGAGCUCAUCCACAGCAGGAAUAUCUGGAAAAACCUCUGUGUGCUGGGCUUCACCUCUUUCAUCUCUCACGGCAUUAGCCAUUGCUACAGCUCUUUCCGAGGUGACGUCAGAGGCACGGCCCCCAGCUUCUACUGGACGUACCUGCUGUCCGUGUGCGCGGGGGGCAGCGCCUGGCUGUUGCUGUGGGCGACUGUAAACAGGUGCGGCCGUCGCGGCAUCCUUCUGCUCUCCAUGACGAUGACGGGUUUGGCCUCCUUGAUCCUUCUGGGACUCAUGAAGUAUCUCAGUGAGAUGGCCAUCACAGUUUUCUCCGUGAUGGGUCUCCUCUCCUCCCAGGCCACCGCCUCCCUCUGCAUCCUCUUCACUGCGGAGAUCAUGCCCACCGUCAUCAGAGGGGUCGGCGUGGGUGCUGUGCUCGCCCUGGGCUGCGUGGGUCGCCUCAGUUCACCGCUAAUGGACCUGAGGAACCACUACGGCUACUUCCUGCACCACGUGGUUUACUCCUCGCUGGCCUUGUUGGCCGUCUUGUCCAUCUUGCUGCUGCCUGAGAGCAAGAGGAAGCCUCUGCCCCAGACGCUUGCUGAUGGGGAGCAGUACAGACGCCCCCCGCUGGGCAGGAGGAGGCGGGACAACGUGCCGCUGCUGGCCACGCCCAACCUAGAGACCUAAAAGAAGCGUAUAGCAGACAGGCGGGGACACAUGCAAUCCCAUGCAGAACAUUUGAUGUCCAUGUUUAUUUAGGAAGGAGAAAAAGGGCUUCAAAGAUUUUUAACUAAUAGCAAAGAAGCUUUCAAACACGUUCUCAUCAUCUCUCAUUGGCACCAAUUCUUGUCGCAUCUUGCCAGAUCUAGUUUUCUACACGUUCAUGUGAGUGAGCUAACACCCAUCCCAGUCACACUGUCACACUCUUAAGGUGUUGUAAAUACUUUUCUUGACCGUUAGGGUGCCUGGAAGCCAAGUAGAGGAGCACUUUACAAAUUUUAAAAGGAGAGUUACUGAUUACCGCACUGCUCCAUCAGUGUUAACAAGUCAAAUUGAAGCCCCUAAAGCUUCAGUUUGUGUACGUCUAGCCUGGCGCUGGAGUAUUUAUUAUUUUAUUUAAGCCUUUAAUCUCCUGAGACUUACUAAAAAAACUGUUUCUGGAAGUAAAAAAUAUAUUUUUAGGUCAGAAAAUGUUUUUAUGUCCCAACAACAAACGUUUUUAACUGUACCUGCAUGUAUAGGUUAUGAAAUUUGGAUUAAUAUUAUUAAUUGCAAACUUCCCUUUUAGGCACACAGCGUCAGCACUCGGCUUGUAAACAUUUGUACUUUGAUCAAAUCCGUGUCAGAAAGGUGUAUGCAAAUGUAUGAUUAAAUUAUUUUAAAUCAUUUAUUUUGCGCAAAAAAAAAUAAAUAUAUAUUUCCCAUGAUUCUGUUUUGGAACAAAACAUACGUCAAACUAAGUCAAGUUUGUUUAACUAAAGGGUGCUUCAUAUGAAAUUUUACUGCAAAUGUAUACCUAGUCACUUGCUGCUAGUCACUGACAAUAAUUGCAAAUUUUCCAUUUUCUAAAUGUUGUGCAGUGCUAGUGCUGGGCUGGCAAAUAAGAAUCAAAUAUGGGCCAAAGGACAUUUCUGGAAGAUGUGCAACUUUAUGAUUUAAAUCAGGAGUAUCAAACUCAUUUUAGAUCAAGGGCCACAUGGAGAAAAAUCUACUGCCAAAUGAGCCAGACUGGUAAAAUCCCUGCACGAUCAUUUAAAACAAGGGUCACCAACGCGGUGCCCGCGGGCACCAGGUAGCCCGUAAGGACCAGAUGAGUAGCCUGCUGGCCUGUUCUAAAAAUAGCUCAAAUAGCAGCACUUACCAGUGAGCUGCCUCUAUUUUUUUAAAUUUGAUUUAUUUACUAGCAAGCUGGUCUUGCUUCGCUCGACAUUUUUAAUUCUAAGAGAGACAAAACUCAAAUAGAAUUUGAAAAUCCAAGAAAAUAUUUUAAAGAUUUGGUCUUCACUUGUUUAAAUAAAUUCAUUUAUUUUUUUUACUUUGCUUCUUAUAACUUUCAGAAAGACAAUUUUAGAGAAAAAAAAACAACCUUAAAAAUGAUUUUAGGAUUUUUAAACAUAUUUACCUUUUUUUCCCUUUUAAAUUCCUUCCUCUUCUUUCCUGACAAUUUAAAUCAAUGUUCAAGUAAUUUUUUUUGAUUGUAAAGAAUAAUAAAUACAUUUUAAUUUAAGUCUUUAUUUUAGCUUCUGUUUUUUCGACAAAUAAUAUUUGUGAAAUAUUUCUUCAAACUUAUUAUGAUUAAAAUACCCAAAAAAUAUUCUGGCAAAUCUAGAAAAUCUGUAGAAUCAAAAUUAAAUCUUAUUUCAAAGUAUUUUGAAUUUCUUUUAAAAUGUUGGUUCUGGAAAAUCUAGAAGAAAUAAUGAUUUGUCUUUGUUAGAAAUAUAGCUCGGUCCAAUUUGUUAUAUAUUCUAACAAAAUGCAGAUUGGAUUUUAACCUAUUUAAAACAUGUAAUCAAAAUUCUGAAAUUAAUCUUAAUCAGGAAAAAUGACUAAUGAUGUUCCAUAAAUUCUUUUUUUAAUUUUUUCAAAAAGAUUCGAGUUAGCUACUUUUUCUCUUCAUUUUUUUUGUUUGAAUUUUGUAAUUUUAAAGAGUUGAAAUUGAAGAUAAACUAUGUUUCAAAAUUUAAUUUUAAUUUUUUUUGGUGAUUUUUCCGUUUUUAAGCUGUUCAAUUAAGUGUUUUUUUCCCAUCAUUUAUUGUCUACAAAAAAACCUUCUGAAAAGAAAAAAAAAUGUACGACAGAAUGACAGACAGAAAUACCCAUUUUAUAAUAUAUAUAGAUUUAUUUAUUAAAGGUAAAUUGAGCAAAUUGGCUAUUUCUGGCAAUUUAUUUAAGUGUGUAUCAAACUGGUAGCCUUUCGCAUUAAUCAAUACCCAAGAAGUAGCUCUUGGUUUCAAAAAGGUUGGUGACCCCUGACUUAAAAAUAAAGACACCUUCAGAUUGUUUUCUGUGUUUAAAAAUAGAAGCACAUUCUGAAAAUGCACAAAUCAUAAUGUUGUUGUUUUUUUACACUUACAUGUUGCAGUUAAUAGUAUUCUGUCUUUAUUUGUUGUUAUUUAUAUUUUCUGAAUGAAUGAUGUGAUAAUGUUCAUCAGUAAACUCAAUGGUGUUCAUUUUCAAUCUAUCGAGAUAAAAAAAAUAUCAAAAUCAAAUUACAGUAUGCCAUGUAUGUAGUUUGAUCAUUUUCGUCGAUUGAUGUACUAAUAUCAUGUGGUUUAUUUUGUACAUCAUCAUCCAGAGAUACAAAGAAUUGCUAUUGCAACAUUCAGUAGACACAUGUAGAAGAGCUGUUUCUUUCAUUCAAAAAUAUCAGGUUAAUUUGUAUACUUAGCAAACUCAUCCCGCGAGCCGGAUAAAACCUGUUAGCGGGCCUGAUCCGGCCCGUGGGCCGUACGUUUGACACCCCUGAUUUAAAUGCUCAGUAAAUUUGUGCCAUUAAAAAAAAUAUUUAACACAUUUUCCCAUUAUUUAUUUUAGUGGAAAACAUGCAGAAAAUUAAAUUCAGGUUUGUUUAAAAAUGUGUAAUAAACAGGGCGUUCCAUAUAAAAUUUUACAGAAAUGUUACUAGCCUCUUCCUGCUCCGUCACUGAUAAUAAUAUGAUUGCAAAUUUCCCAUUUUCUCAUUGACGCAGUUGUUAGUGCUGGGCUUGUAAAUGAUUGUAGCGGGAUAAAAUCCUUCUCAGGACGAUAUGCAAAUUUAUGAUUUAAGUAUUUUAAAUCAGUUAUUUUGCUCUUUAAAAAAUUACAAAAUGUAUUUUCCAGUGUGUUUAAAAAGUUAUCAUGAAUAACAGCGCUCCAGUUUAAAUUUUACCAGCCUCUCCCUGCUCCUUCACUAAUAAUGAUGGCAAAUUUCCCAUUUUCUCAUUGGCACAGAGCAUCUGGACUGGACUUGUAAAUAAUGGAUUUGUAAAUUUACGAUUUAAUUACGUUAAUUCAGUACAAAACAUGUAUCAAAUUAACUUCCAGUUUAAAAAAAGGGAAGAAAUCAUUUCACAUUAAUAAAAAAAGGGAUUAAGAAA